Messenger RNA from Linderina pennispora, 1179 nucleotides. RefSeq lists its product as uncharacterized. The coding region runs from base 1 to 1179 and encodes 392 amino acids. The record is from RefSeq and is a predicted model, not a curated record. Gene Ontology annotation, biological process: transmembrane transport; sulfite transmembrane transport. The transcript has a single exon. Gene Ontology annotation, cellular component: plasma membrane. Lineage: Eukaryota; Fungi; Kickxellomycota; Kickxellomycetes; Kickxellales; Kickxellaceae. Gene Ontology annotation, molecular function: sulfite transmembrane transporter activity.
AUGGAUGACUGCCGGGAUAUCCUGCGAGGCUUCAACCCGGCGUGGUUCACAGCCACCAUGGGCACCGGUAUCACUGGCGUGCUAUUCUACGGAUUCCCCUACGAGUCGGCAGCCAUCCACUACAUCUCAAUGGGCAUUGCGUUGUUCAAUGUGCUGCUGUUCGUGGUGCUCAGCGCCCUGCUCACCGUGCGCACAGUCAUCUACCGCGAUUUCCACCGCAUCAUGCUCCACCCGCAGGCCAGCAUGCCGCUGGGAGCCAUCCCGAUGGGUCUGUGCACGAUCAUCAACAGCCUGAUAUCGAUGCUCAAGCCGUACCACCCGCCAUGGAUCCCGACGCUCGUGCUUGUCCUGUGGUGCAUUGACGUGGUGCUAUCGCUGCUGUCUUGCCUGUCGGUGCCGUUCCUGCUGACGUCGCACCAGAAGCAGUCCCUCAAGACCAUGAAUGCCACAUGGAUUCUGCCUGUCGUGCCACCCGUGGUUGCUGCGGCAUCGGGUGCCCUGGUAGCAUCGAUCCAUUCGGGCUGGACCGCCAACACGAUCGUGCUCGUAUCAUACGUAAUGUGGGCCAUGGGUGUCGGCAUUGCCAUGAUGCUGAUGACCAUCUAUCUGCUGCGCCUGGCGCUCUACAAGCUGCCAGCCAAGGAGGCCAUUGUGUCGGCCUUCAUCCCCCUGGGUCCGCUCGGCCAGUCGUCGUACGGCAUCCAGCAGCUGGGCAUCGAGGCACGGCGUCUGUUUCCCGAGACCCUAGCCAAGGUGCCGGGCAUUGGCGAGUUCAUGUACUGCUUCGGCUUUGCCACUGGCCUGCUCAUCUGGUCCCUGGGUCUCUGGUGGCUUGCCCACGCCAUCUACAGCGUGCUGUGCACGCGCAAGCGCUCCCACGUCCCCUUCAACCUCGGCUGGUGGGCAUUCAUCUUCCCAGUCGGCACAUUCACCUCGGCCACCGGCAGCCUGUACGCAAUGUCUGGGUACGAUUUCUUCCGCGUGCUGGAUGCCAUCCUGAUUGCAGGCAUCUUAGCCCUGUGGAUCUAUGUCAUGGCCCAGACCGUCUGGUACGCGUGGAGCGGCGCUCUGUUCGCGCCUGUCGCCGUCGCAGCUCCCAAAUCCCGCCACAGCCACCAAACGCUGUCCGACGCUCCCAACUCCAAGGAGGAGGAAGAGGACCCGGCGCACCUGGUCUAG